Messenger RNA from Purpureocillium lilacinum, 480 nucleotides. RefSeq lists its product as uncharacterized. The record is from RefSeq and is a predicted model, not a curated record. Lineage: Eukaryota; Fungi; Ascomycota; Sordariomycetes; Hypocreales; Ophiocordycipitaceae.
AUGGCUUCCAGUAAUGAGGUCAAACCGGGAGAGUUCAGAGGCCGUAGCGCCGGUCAGGAACGUCUCGAAACCCGCGAUUUGGGCACCUGCGCGGGUGUCGUCGUCACCGGUGAACCACAUAAUGGCGGCGAGACGCGGUUCCUGCUCCACCUGAGCCUGGAACAGCAGCAGUCCGAAAUGAGCAAGGUGUGGUCUGAAUUUGUCGAGGCAGUAGAGAAGUCGGGCAUGAGGCACAUGAAGGGAUACAUGUUCACCGUGGAUACCAAUCUGAACAAUGAUCCCAACCUCAUGCACAAUGCCUACAUGAUGACUGAGGCUCACUUGCUCGAAAAGGAAUACGAGCACAUCGAGGGCGAGCUUCAGCGCCUCGUCGGCCGUGGCACGGUCGUCCACGAGACACAUCCCUUUAAUAGGGUAGGUCAUAUGGAGGUUGACGAGAACAAUGUGGUCCGAGUCGACGGCCGGCGCAUCUCGGAGUGA